Messenger RNA from Aedes aegypti (yellow fever mosquito), 1195 nucleotides. Its product is annotated as transmembrane protein 62-like. Lineage: Eukaryota; Metazoa; Arthropoda; Insecta; Diptera; Culicidae. The record is from RefSeq and is a predicted model, not a curated record. The coding region runs from base 235 to 930 and encodes 231 amino acids. The transcript has 3 exons.
CGCGGCCAAAAUUACCGAGUGCCAGGUUAAGGUAGACCAUGGCGAAUGGAUCGAUUGUACACGGGUCAGUAGGGAGCUUUUCGUGGUUCCCUGGUUACCAGAAAAGUAUGAACGAGGCUUGCACAAAAUCUCAGCCUUCAUUCGCGAUGAAGAAGGCAGACAUCGGUGGUCGAACAGGAAUUUACGUUGGAUGGAUCGAGGCGGCAGUUCAGCACCUUGGCACGGUUUGUGCUGAUGUACGAUACGAACAAAAUUUUCCAAGCAUUCUACAGCAUGGCGUUGAUCACCUGCCUGGUUCCACUGUGCGUUUUCCGAAUCUGGCAUAUGCUCGUUAGAAGUGGCACCGUCACUCGGCCUCGCAUUCGCAGCUACUGUUGUCGCGGCUGGAUCCGCAAGAUGUGGAUUCUCUCAACCGUCGAUCGAUUGGUGUUCCCGCUGAUAGGGUACUGUCUGUUCGUGACCUGCGGACCGUGGUCGUUUGGCGAAGUAAUCGACGGUCACAUAGGAGUCGUCUUCGUUUGGGGCAUAUUCGUCAACGGGACGUUCCUGCCGGGCACCUUGACCUACUUUUAUGGAUUCUUCCAAUUGAUGUUCUGCCAGUUCCCGCUCAUAAUCAUCUACGCCAACAAUGCACACAGAAGAUUAUACCGAGGACCGGCCAGUGCAGAAAAGAAACUCGGAUUCCUGGCCGCCACCUGGCAAAAUUUGCCGUUCCUGCUGAUUAUGCUCGUGGAGUUGCUGUUGGCACUCAUCUUUUGGAACGCUUACGGAACGUUGGCCUUCAUCAUCACGCCCCUGCGCACGUGGUCCAUCGUGCUGAACCUGAUUCUGUGGUAUCAGUCGAAAAAUCUACCCGAAAAGAGUCUUCGCUCGGCGGCCGCCUUGUGGGCUGCAUCGCCCGAAUCCAAAACCUCCCAGCUUUCGCAAUAGGGCCUUUCCCAUUGUUCGCACCUGUCGAAUAAGAUGUAACAACAUUUUGUGUAGGAAUUGACUUUCAAUCACAGUAGAAGCACUUUUUUGCAUACAACGUAUUGAGCUAAUAGAUUUCGAUACCAAAAUCAUAUAACAAAUUUAGUGCCCUAAAACAACCUUUACUGUCGAAUAAGAUGUAACAACAUUUUGUGUAGGAAUUGACUUUCAAUCACAGUAGAAGCACUUUUUUGCAUACAACGUAUUGAGCUAAUAGAUUUCGAUA